AUGUCUGCUGGCAUAGCGGAGCAAAAAGAUGCGAUGAGACGGGUUCCCAAACCUCUCAUGGAGAAACGACGGAGAGACCGAAUUAACCACAGUUUGGAAACUUUGAGGCUUCUGCUACUGGAGAGCACAUGUAAUGAGAAACUGAAGAAUCCCAAAGUGGAAAAGGCUGAAAUCUUGGAGAGUGUUGUCAAUUUCCUGAGGGCUGAGCAGCGAUCAAGAUCUCACCCUUAUCCAACAAACAGAGGGAAAAGAGGACGCGUGGAGUAUGAGGAUGAGGUGGCCUCUCCUUGCAAGCGUAGCCAGAGCUACCAAGAUGGUAUGAGAACCUGUCUACUGAGGGUGAGCCAUUUCAUUGCAAGCAAGAACCAAGAGUCAGAGGAAGAUCUGGAGAACAUGUGUGGAACCUUGCAGCAGAACAUAGAGGACCAGAGUCAUCCAGUGUCUGCAAGCCAGCUUCACCAUGGAAGCCUGAUGCACCUUACACAUGAAAGCAGUUCCACACUAGGGCAGCAGUCACUUACUCAUGUGGACUCAGCCAUGGGUCAACCCCAGCUUUCUCCAAGAACUGUCAUUUAUGAGCCCACAUUGAAGAUGGCACCCAACUCCAAACAGCCUUUGAUGGUCAGCGAUACUGUGUGGAGGCCUUGGCCACAGUAG
Molecule: messenger RNA, 657 nt
Organism: Colossoma macropomum (tambaqui)
Lineage: Eukaryota; Metazoa; Chordata; Actinopteri; Characiformes; Serrasalmidae
Gene: her5
Product: hairy-related 5
Exons: 3
Coding region: 1-657 (218 amino acids)
Biological process (GO): regulation of neurogenesis; regulation of transcription by RNA polymerase II; anterior/posterior pattern specification
Cellular component (GO): nucleus
Molecular function (GO): RNA polymerase II cis-regulatory region sequence-specific DNA binding; DNA-binding transcription factor activity, RNA polymerase II-specific; protein dimerization activity
Source: RefSeq, a predicted model, not a curated record